Symsagittifera roscoffensis is the source of this 837-nucleotide messenger RNA. RefSeq lists its product as uncharacterized. The coding region runs from base 1 to 837 and encodes 278 amino acids. Gene Ontology annotation, molecular function: nucleic acid binding. The record is from RefSeq and is a predicted model, not a curated record. Gene Ontology annotation, biological process: DNA integration. Lineage: Eukaryota; Metazoa; Xenacoelomorpha; Acoela; Convolutidae. The transcript is spliced from 2 exons.
AUGAAGUUCCCACUCAAGUCCAAUGACAGCUCGGAAUUCAACGAGGUUGUGCAGAUAGACCAUCAGAAGGUCUGCAUGACAGAGUCGGGGUAUAACCAGAUACUGGUCAUAAUAGACCACUUUACGAAGUUGGCGGAAGCGGUGCCCUGUCAAACAGCCUCAGCGGAGGAGAUUUGUGACCACUUGAUUACACGUUGGAUAUCACGAUAUGGUUGUCCGAUGACAUUUCAGUCGGACAACGGGAAAUCCUUCGUGGGUGACCUGACAAAAGAAUUGAUGAAGAGGUCACACAUUGCUCAAGCGCAAUCAACGACUUACCAUACUCAGACUAACGGGUUAGUGGAGAGACAGAACAGAACGUUGGUGAACAUGCUGAGGGAAGCGGUCAAGAGACAACAGGAACUAAACGAGCUCUGCAGAAGGAACACGGCGCAAGCACAAAUGAGGCAGCGGAAGAAAUAUGAUGAGAAGAUACUUCAAGCUAAUACGUAUGCAGUGGGAAAAUACGUCUGGGUGUUCCAGAAUGUUAUACCGCCCAAGGGGACGAAAAAACUACUCAAUAAGUGGCGAGGACCGUUCAUGGCCAUGGAAGUACACCAGCAGGGACGGUUCUACCGCUUGAGUACGGGGCGGGCAGCGCAUUAUGAAAAUCCGAAGCCUCAUGUACCAUCUCCGGAGGACUGGUGCGUACCGCAAAAUAUGGAGGGACUAGAGUACCUAUUGGUAGAGCCAGCAUGCGAAGUGAACGAAAAAGGCACCAGCGAGGACGUGAGCAGGGACAAUAAUAAAAAGAUAGAAGCAGGCUCAGAUGCGGAAUCAUUUGCGGAAGAAGACUGA